Messenger RNA from Castor canadensis (American beaver), 2150 nucleotides. RefSeq names its product collagen type VIII alpha 2 chain (gene Col8a2). Gene Ontology annotation, biological process: extracellular matrix organization. Lineage: Eukaryota; Metazoa; Chordata; Mammalia; Rodentia; Castoridae. Gene Ontology annotation, molecular function: extracellular matrix structural constituent conferring tensile strength; protein binding. The record is from RefSeq and is a predicted model, not a curated record.
AUGCAGGGGGCUGUGACAUCCCUGCCUUAUAUGCUGCUGCUGCUGCUGCUGCUGGGGUGUGGGCCGCAGGUGUCUUCUGGAGGUGGUACUGGUGGGACAGCAGGUUAUGCCCCAGUGAAGUAUGUGCAACCCAUGCAGAAAGGACCUGUGGGACCACCCUUCCGUGAGGGCAAGGGCCAGUACCUGGAAAUGCCUCUACCACUGAUGCCAAUGGACCUUAAAGGAGAGCCUGGUCCCCCUGGGAAGCCUGGGCCUCGAGGCCCCCCUGGCCCUCCUGGCUUCCCAGGAAAACCAGGUACUGGAAAGCCAGGGCUCCAUGGGCACUGGCCCUGCCGGCCCCCUGGCUUCUCACGGAUGGGAAAGGCUGGUCCCCCAGGUCUCCCAGGCAAGGUUGGACCACCAGGACAGCCGGGGCUUCGGGGGGAACCAGGGAUACAAGGGGACCAAGGCCUCCGGGGACCCCCAGGGCCCCCUGGCCUCCCUGGCCCCUCAGGUAUUACUGUCUCUGGAAAACCAGGUGCUCAAGGGGUGCCAGGUCCCCCAGGAUUCAGAGGAGAACCAGGGCCCCAGGGGGAGCCUGGACCCCCAGGAGAUCGAGGCCUUAAGGGAGAUAAUGGAGUGGGCCAGCCAGGGCUUCCUGGAGCCCCUGGACAGGGGGGUGCCCCUGGACCCCCUGGUCUCCCUGGUCCAGCUGGCUUGGGCAAACCAGGCAUAGAUGGGCUACCUGGGUCCCCUGGAGACAAGGGGGAGUCUGGGCCUCCUGGAGUUCCGGGUCCUAGGGGAGAGCCAGGAGAUGUGGGUCCAAAAGGACCUCCUGGGAUAGAUGGUUUGGGGGUGCCAGGGGUAGCAGGGGUGCCAGGGCCACAGGGCCCAGCAGGUCCCAAAGGGGAGCCAGGGACCCGGGGCCCCCCUGGCUUAAUAGGCCCUACUGGUUAUGGAAUGCCAGGACUGCCAGGCCCCAAGGGAGACAGGGGACCAGCUGGGAUCCCAGGGCUCUUGGGGGACAGGGGUGAGCCAGGAGAGGAUGGGGAGCCAGGGGAGCAGGGUCCACAGGGCCUUGGGGGUCCCCCUGGACUUCCUGGAUCUGCAGGGCUCCCUGGUAGACGUGGGCCCCCUGGGCCUAAGGGGGAAGCAGGACCUGGAGGACCCCCGGGAAUGCCUGGCAUUCGAGGGGACCAAGGGCCUAGUGGGUUGGCUGGGAAACCUGGACUCCCAGGUGAGAGGGGACUUCCUGGGGCCCAUGGGCCCCCUGGACCAACUGGGCCCAAGGGUGAGCCAGGUUUCACAGGCCGCCCUGGAGGACCAGGGGCAGCAGGAGCCCUAGGGCAGAAAGGUGACUUGGGGCUCCCUGGGCAGCCUGGGCUGAGAGGCCCUUCAGGAAUCCCAGGACUCCAGGGUCCAGCUGGCCCUAUUGGGCCCCAGGGUCUUCCAGGUCUGAAGGGUGAACCAGGCCUGCCAGGGCUCCCUGGAGAGGGGCAAGUGGGGGAACCUGGCUCUGCUGGGCCCACAGGACCCCCUGGGGUCCCUGGUUCCCCAGGACUCACAGGCCCUCCUGGGCCUCCUGGGCCUCCUGGCCCUCCUGGAGCCCCUGGGGCCUUCGAUGAGACUGGCAUUGCAGGUUUGCACCUGCCCAAUGGUGGUGUGGAGGGCGCUGUGCUGGGCAAGGGGGGAAAGCCACAGUUUGGGCUGGGUGAGCUUUCUGGCCAUGCCACACCAGCCUUCACCGCAGUGCUCACCUCACCCUUCCCUGCUUCGGGCAUGCCAGUUAAGUUUGACCGGACUCUCUACAAUGGCCACAGCGGCUACAACCCAGCCACUGGCAUCUUCACCUGCCCUGUGGGCGGUGUUUACUACUUUGCUUACCAUGUGCACGUCAAGGGCACCAACGUGUGGGUGGCCCUGUAUAAGAACAACGUGCCAGCCACCUACACCUAUGAUGAAUACAAGAAGGGCUACCUGGACCAGGCGUCUGGUGGGGCCGUGCUCCAGCUGCAGCCCAAUGACCAGGUCUGGGUACAGAUGCCCUCGGACCAGGCCAACGGCCUCUACUCCACCAAGUACAUCCACUCCUCCUUCUCAGGAUUCUUGCUCUGCCCUACAUAACCUGCGGGGGGGCCCUGCUGCCCUGGCCUCCUCCUCUUUAGUGGUAG